AUGAGCUCUCUGUCCAGCCUUCCAGACGAGGUCAUCAUCCUGAUUGCCGAGGCGUGUGAUGUGCCAGACAAGGCGCGUCUCGCCCGGUCGAACCGCCGCCUGAAUGACCUGGCGACUCGAGUACUCCUGCGAUAUAGUGUGAAGGAAGCGGGCAACAGCGCCAUGUUCUGGGCUGCUGAACAUGGCCAUAUCAACACGCUCGAGAGGAUGCGGUCCUACGGAGCUGAGAUCAACGACACCAGCGGCUCACGACUGGCCACUGUUGUCCGCCGCCUUGAUUCCUUUCCGCAGCACAGACUAUACAGCAGCACAGGCUUUUCCCCUCUUCAUAUCGCCGCCAAGUUUGGACAAAAUGCAGCAGUCAAAUGGCUUUUAAGGAACGGUGCUAGAAUUGAGUCAUUGGCACAGCACGUCUGCCAAUGUGAACCCAGGUUAGGGUACGCUGGGCACAUCGGAGACUUUGACGACGAUGAUGAUAACAUUUACAACGCUUACAACAGCGGGAGCCACGGGCCACACGCUUGGAGCCCCCUACAUAUAUCCAUUUGCAGCGGCAAUACAUCGACGGCAAAGCUGCUCAUAUCUCAUGGUGCCUUGAUUCAGAGUCCUGAACGCGGGCCAUUUCCCAGCACGAAUAUUUUCCACACAGCCGCUCGUCGCAAUAACAUCGCGGCUAUCGAGUUCCUUGUCCGCAAUGGGAUGGUUGGUGUGGAUGAGCCUGACAGUGACGGCUUUUUUGCCCUGCAUCAUGCCUGUUCAUCUCCAGAUAAUCUGCAAGCCCUGAAGAUGUUGAUCCAUCUCGGAGCCUCUCUGGACAUCUUAGAACCAGGCGGCAGAACACCGUUGCGGACGGCCUGCUUGAUGGGCUUCUUUGACGGGGCCGUCGUGCUUCUGGCUGAGGGCGCAAGUUAUGAUAUUUCAAGUACUGAAAGGGCGGCCAUUCUCUUGCGUAUUUCUACACGGCCAUGUGGGUGUUUCCCGCCGCAGCAUCGAUCAGCCGACCCUGCCAUUUGGGAAAAACGUCGAGAAGACUUUCUGCGCCGGCUUGUCGCUAUGGGAGUGAACAUCGAUGAGCGUGUACCAUCGUUUCAGGAGGUUACACCUCUCGCAGCCGCUGCAGCCCAGCGCGGGUCACGUCUGCAUACGCUCCAAGUCCUUCUCGAGCUCGGCGCAGACGUGAAUGCUGUGGACAGCAUGCAAAAGAAUGCGAUAUACCUGCUGCUCGCCGAAGGUGGACGCAAUUUCUGGGCCACGCCAGCAAACAAAGUCGACUUGCUGCUCCGAUACGGGGCCCGUCCAGAUAUGCGAUCCAAGAGUGGAAAUUGCGCAUUGGAUAUGGCGCUGAGACUUUCUGUGGACGAGGGCGAUGCUACCAUCAUGGGAUUCAUUCUCCAGCAUGCCUUGGUGGCGCCCUAUGGACAUAUAUACGUUCGCGACCAGAUCACACGCUCGUUUAACAAUCGCUGCUUUGACGAGUGUCGCAUCCUGGCAAGGUAUGGGGCAGUUCUCGAGUUAUCGGACGAACGACUGGAGGAGAGCAUCAAAGCUGGCAUUUACUCGAGAGAUAUGAAGCACAUUGAUUCGAUCAUCGACCUCUUUCCUGGCCGCACUACGCCCUCCGAGGUUCUCAAGGUGGCCCUUAAGAACUACAAAACUCUAGGACGUGGUGAGUCCAGGAUCAUUAAGAAUUUGCUUGCGAGGCCGGAAUUCGACUCUCCAGGGAACAAUGCUGCUUCUCGGCUGCUCCAGGUUGCCUGCAGGUACCACUCACCUGUCCCUAUUGCUCAGCUCCUGCUAGAGAAAGGCGCACAGGUGAACGGAUUCGAUUCCUGGUGGGAGACUCCCCUAUCUUGUGCCGUCGCCUGUGGAUGUCGCCCCAUGGUGAGGUUCCUACUGCUUCAUGGAGCUGACCCACAUAUGGCACCCUUAAACAAAGACUGGAGUGCUUAUGUAUACGAAGUUACCCAUAAGUCUGACGGGCACAGUGCCUAUAUGCCCGAUACCGGAUACCCAACAGCAUUCACGAGAGCGAUCACGGAGUUGCACAACCAUCGACUCAUCCGAUGUUCUUGUAAGCCCAACGCCGACGAGACACUGCCCCGUCCCCUGGAGCUGAUCCUGGAGCACCUGCCGCUGCCGCUGCUCCCAAAAGACCCGCGGGCCCUGAGCUACAUCCAUCUUGCUCUGGAAUGGCCCGAGGCCCUCCAGGUCCUACUGGCGAAGGGCGCGGACCCCAACUCUGGAGACCACUGUGUUCGCCCGCCACUGUUGUACUUUCUCGACAUGGCCGACAAAUGGAAACCCGCGAAUCCGGACGCCCUCCGUCUUCUUCUCGAGUUCGGGGCCGACAUCCACCGGACAGACGACAGGGGAAGGUCGUUCCUGACCAUGAUGAAAUGGUCCAGAAUUCCCAUGGCCGAUGGCAUGUUAGACAACGGUGAAUUCGAAGGCGAGGGGUUGGGGCCCACAGCAUGUUCUCUUUUGAGGAACUUCUUCGGUAACUUGGUCAGAAGCCAUCCAUACCUCGCAAAGGCAAACUACGGCAAGUGUCUCGAUCGGUGGGCCGUGAGCAAUGACGGGAAAAUGCAGAUCACUUUCUAG
Molecule: messenger RNA, 2601 nt
Organism: Diaporthe batatas
Lineage: Eukaryota; Fungi; Ascomycota; Sordariomycetes; Diaporthales; Diaporthaceae
Exons: 2
Coding region: 1-2601 (866 amino acids)
Cellular component (GO): nucleus; cytoplasm
Molecular function (GO): protein binding
Source: RefSeq, a predicted model, not a curated record